CACAUACCACCAUACACACCCACACCCCCCCCCCCACAAACCCCACCCCACACCCCCCCCCCCCACCCCCCCCCCCACCCACCACCCCCCCCCCCCCCCCCCCCCCCCCCCCCCCCCCCCCCCCCCCCCCCCCCGUAAUGUGAUACAAUGAGAAACCAAGUUUUCUGAAAAACUCGUAAACGGUAAUAGUUAAAAACCUGAAACAAAAACUAAAAAGUGUUCCAUUGAGUUUCCAAUCAGUUCUGAAAAUAUGAACCAUUAGUGGCUUUUAGUUUUUAUUUCACAGCAUUCCUACGGAAAGCCCAAAAAGAGGGGUGGGAUACCCUAAAAUCAGACGAAUCAUCAAAUACAAAAAUUGAUUGUAUACAUAUAUAAGAAAACGACUAAAGUGAUAAAAUAAAAUCAAUCUCCAUUUAUGUCACUUUUUAUUUUGGUCAACCGAUAAGAAUCAACAAAGACCAUUCAAAUAUAAUCGUCUUUAAAUAUUUUGGUCUAUUUAGAUUAAAUUUAUCCGAUUAUUACUAUGACAUGAGUGAUAAAGUAACAGCAUCACCGAUCGAUAUUAAUGUGCAUAAAAAUUUAACAAAAAAUAUUCAUUUUAAUUUAAUACCAGAUUUUACUCAAAUAAUAAUGAGUUAUCUUAAAUAUUAUCAUAUACAACAAGCAGCAUAUAUCUACGAUAAUUAUGAAUCAAUAAAACGUCUUUAUGAACUAAUAAAAAUGUAUUCAUACGAUAAUUAUUUUCAUAAUUUUACAUUUAAUAUACGAUUAAUUUCGAAUAGUGAUAAUGCCUAUGCACUAUUGUACAGUAUUGAACAAUAUUAUAUGACUAAAGAUGAAAAACGUUAUAUUUUACUUGAUUUAUCGUCUCAUCAAAGUUAUGUGAAUAUGUUUGAUAAAAUAUCUCAUAUGGGUAUGACAGGUGAUGCGUAUCAUUAUAUAUUAAUGUCGACGUUUGAUGCUUGUUCAUGGAUUCAAGGGAUUAAUUUUUCAGCUUCUAUUACAUAUUUUGAUCAUCAUUACAAUGGUUCAAAACAAGAAUGUACGACAAAUUCAACAAAAUAUAUUGGAGGACAAGAACAACACUAUAAUACGCUUGUUAAACGUCAAGAACAAGAUCAACAACAGCAACAGCAAUACUAUUACUAUUCGUCACUAGGUUUUCGUAAUAAUGAUAAUCCAUUAUCGAAUCAAACUGAACAACAAAAUGAAAUGAUUAAAUUAGACGAACGUGUAUGCGAACAACGGAUAAAAUAUAUCGAUAAUUUACAAAAUAAUAUAUUACAUGAAAAACUAGUGACUAUAAGUAAUUUAUUACCAAAACAUUUUGAUAAACGUUUUUUACAUGAUGCUAUUAAAUAUUUGAUUGUAUCAUUUGAAAAUUUAAAAGAUUGUUCAGGAAAAAUUGUUACAGGAUCGAUGUUAUUGGAUAUAAUCAGUAACAUAAAUAAUAAUACCGUUUAUAAAGGUGAUACCAAUGAUGUACAUAUCAACAAAUGUGGACAACGAUAUUUGAAUAUUAUUGAUGCGUAUAUUACACGAUCAUCGGGAAUUAAUGAAAGGCAGGCAACUCAUAUUGGUCAAUAUAGUGAGAAAAAUGGUUACAAAUCAUGUGAUUAUCAUAAAAAAAAGUCCACAGAAUCAAGUUAUUUUAAACAUACAACGUAUUAUAUCACAAGUUUAUUUGAUGAACCAUUUCUCAUGUUAAGCAAAAAAAGUGGACAUUAUUCAAGAUAUAAUCAGAAAGAUUUAAAACAAUUACAAGGACGAAUAUUUGAUAUGAAUGAAUUAGAAGGUUAUUGUGUUGAUCUUGCUGAUAAAGUGUGUACAAUUUUAAAUAUAACAUGUAAAUUUCGUAUUGUUCAUGAUGGCAAUUUCGGUUCGAAAAAUGGUAGUACAGGUCUAUGGGAUGGUAUGAUUGGAGAACUCGUAUCACGCGUCGCUGACAUGGCCAUUGCUCCAUUGACAAUCAGUCAAAAGCGUAUGGAAGUGGUAGAUUUCAGCAAGCCAUUCAUGAAUCUUGGAAUAUCAAUAAUGAUAAGCAAACCAGAUGCUGAAAAACCAGGCGUUUUCUCAUUUAUGAAUCCUGUAUCAAUGGAAAUAUGGUUAUGUUUUUCUCUCGCCUAUUUUGCCGUAUCUGUGAUAUUAUUUUUGACUAGUCGCGUUGUACAAUCGGGAUGGCGACGAAGAAUUGUACGAACACCAUCUUAUCGUCAAUAUCAUUAUCCUAAAAGUAUUCAUGAUAGACGAAAAAGUGAAGUAUUAUUAGAACGACAACAAGAACACUCUGAUAUUGAUUCUGUUGGUGAUCAACAGCAACGACAACAACGUCGAUCAUCAAAUAUUUCUAAUAGACGUAGUCGACUUCAAUAUCAACGAAAUCAACUUCAUCAUGAAGUUGAACAUCAAAAUCGAUAUGGACGCUAUUUAAAUAUUCCGAAUGAUAAUGCACUCUCUAUUAGUAGUAGUACAAAUACUGUUAAUAAGGAUAAAAAUAAAAUAGAUACAUCGUCAGAUAAUGAACCAGUUCAUUUAUUUGGUAUAUCAAAUGCACUAUUUUUUUCAUUUGCAUCAUUCAUGCGUCAAAAUAUUAAUCUUGUUCCAAAAUCCUUUUCUGGUAGAGUUGCGGCAACAUCAUGGUGGUAUUUUUCCUUAAUUUUCAUUUCGUCUUAUACUGCCAAUCUAGUGGCAUUUCUUACUGUGGAAAAACUCGUUAUACCCAUUGAAAGUGUCGAAGAUUUAGCAAAACAGUAUGAAAUGAAAUAUGGUGCUCUUCAAAAUGGCACGACAUCCGCUUUUUUUGAAAAGAGUAACUUGACUGUAUUUCAGACUAUGUGGCAAUUUAUGCAACGUCAUUCAACCGAAGUAUUUGUUCAAUCAAAUGAUGAAGGAGUAGCAAAAGUACGCAAUUCAAAAGGAAAAUAUGCAUUUUUCAUUGAAUCAACAAAAAAUGAAUAUGUCAACGAACGUGAACCAUGCGAUACAAUGAAAGUUGGUAGUGAUCUUGAUUCUAAAGGAUAUGGUAUUGCAUCAACAAUGGGAUCAGAUUUGAGAGAAGCACUCGAUAUUAUUGUGACAGAAUUAAGAGAAUCAGGCUUUUUAGAUAAAUUAAAACAACAAUGGUGGUACGACAGAUCAGAAUGUUCAACAGUACCGAAAGAUAAACGAUUCAGUAAAUUAAGUUUAUCAAGUGUUACUGGAUUAUUUUAUAUAUUUUUAUUUGGUGGUAUACUGUCAUGUGUUAUUGCAUUCACCGAAUUUAUUCUCACAGCAAAAGCCGAAUCAGAAAGACUAAAAAUUAAUUUUCAAGAAAUAUUAAAAAUAAAAAUGGUAGAAAAUCUUAUUGGUCUUACGGCUCAUACCCAACGACAAUUAGAACUUGGAAAAAUACAAGACGAAUGUACUGACGACUACAACGAACGUGAACAAUCAGUGACAGAUCCGAGAGUUAUUAUAAAAUGUUACACAGAAUACAAACUAAAUCAACCGCAAAGUGACGUAUAA
Didymodactylos carnosus is the source of this 3504-nucleotide messenger RNA. The record is from the annotation of a GenBank genome assembly. NCBI's taxonomy places the organism in Eukaryota, Metazoa, Rotifera, Eurotatoria, Philodinida, Philodinidae.